CAAGGUAGUCUUUGUCGUCUCUGGACGUUUACUUUGAAUCUCUCUCUCUCUGUCUCUCUCUGGAUAUUCCAAUUCACAUCCAUGUAUGCAUGAUGGUCGCUGUGAUCUAGGGUUUCUGAUCCAGAAAUUACUUUUGAUUCUGAAGCUAGAAGAGUUCAGUUUCGAAUGGAGAACUCGAAGGCUUCCGAUCAGAAAGACUCGAGAUUUCCCUACCGGAAGGCUACACCUUUUCACUAUCACAAGCUCGAUGCCGAAUCGCCGAGAUCGUCGAACAAUGAAAUCGGAUUCAGCCCAGGCAGCGAUAGAAGGUUCGCAUUUUCGCGCCAAACAUUGUUUCAUCAAUCGUCCGUAGCAUCCGGCGAUUCUGUUACGCCUAUGCUUUCGCGGACUUCUUCCAGCAUCGAUAUUCCACUAAACAAGAGAGGAUGGAGUGAAGAGACGUUUUUAUGGGGAGAAGAAGAGGGUUCUGAUGAGAAACCGUCGAUUUUCACGCAUUUGUUGUCGGGUUUUAGGAUUUUGAGGUCGGGAAACCGGCCUAUGAGGAGGCUGCUGCUGCUGAUCUUCCUCAAUGUGGCUUAUUCAACCGUUGAAUUGUGUUUAGGCCUUCUUUUGGGUCGUGUAGGUUUGGUGUCUGAUGCAAUCAAUUUGACAUUUGGAUGUGGUCUGUUAACGUUUUCGUUGUUUGCAAUGGCUGCUUCGCGGAAAAAGCCUGAUCGAAUCUAUACUUACGGGUACAAGAGAUUAGAGGUUUUAUCUGCUUUCACCAAUGCUCUGUUUCUGUUGUUUAUGUCCUUCUCAUUGGCUGUGGAAGCACUUCAUGCAUUUAUACAAGAUGAAUCUGAGCACAAGCACUAUUUGAUUGUUUCAGCAGUGACAAAUUUGUUGGUGAAUCUUAUUGGUGUUUGGUUCUUCCGGAACUAUGCUCGCAUUAAUCUUGUUUAUAGAAAAGCAGAAGAUAUGAACUACCACUCUGUUUGCCUGCAUGUGCUUGCUGAUUCUAUUCGAAGUGCAGGUUUGAUUCUGGCCUCUUGGCUUCUAUCCCUUGGGGUUAAGAAUGCUGAAGUUUUGUGUUUAGGACUAGUUUCAGUCACAGUUUAUAUCCUCGUCAUGCCUCUGUUUAGAACAACUGGUGGCAUCCUGCUCCAAAUGUCACCGCCCAGUAUUCCAUCUUCUGCUUUAAGCAAAUCCAUGAGACAGGUAAUGUCUCGAGAAGAUGUCUCAGAAGUUUCUCAAGCACGGCUUUGGGAGUUGGUGCCUGGUCAUGUCAUCGGAUCGCUCUCACUUCAGGUGAAGAAAGGGAUAGAUGAUGAUCGCCCAGUACUCCAAUACGUGCACGGGUUGUACCAUGAUUUGGGCGUGCAAGACUUGACAGUACAAACUGACUAUGCCUGACCCCCCCUCUCUUUUUCUUCUUGUGUUUAAGCUGCUUUAUGAUUGUUAUACAUUUCAAAGAAUUUUGAGUAUUUGAAUAAGAAAAAUGACUGUAUAAUUAAGCCCAA
Messenger RNA from Diospyros lotus (date-plum), 1499 nucleotides. RefSeq names its product metal tolerance protein C2. Gene Ontology annotation, cellular component: Golgi apparatus; membrane. Gene Ontology annotation, biological process: zinc ion transport; transmembrane transport; intracellular zinc ion homeostasis. Gene Ontology annotation, molecular function: zinc ion transmembrane transporter activity. Lineage: Eukaryota; Viridiplantae; Streptophyta; Magnoliopsida; Ericales; Ebenaceae. The record is from RefSeq and is a predicted model, not a curated record. Bases 166 to 1392 code for a protein of 408 amino acids. The transcript is spliced from 10 exons.